Umbelopsis ramanniana AG is the source of this 1427-nucleotide messenger RNA. RefSeq lists its product as uncharacterized. The transcript is spliced from 2 exons. The coding region runs from base 395 to 1264 and encodes 289 amino acids. The record is from RefSeq and is a predicted model, not a curated record. Lineage: Eukaryota; Fungi; Mucoromycota; Umbelopsidomycetes; Umbelopsidales; Umbelopsidaceae.
GAUGAUUUUAUGGCAAUCGUCGCCGUUUGAAUGAGAAGGAGCCAGACUCUUCCUUCAGUCUCCUGACCUCGUUACUUUCUCACCAUGGUUUGAUGAGAGUGCCCACACAGUAAUAGAAUGGAACAAGUAAAGAAUCAACAACUGGAUGCCCUUGUCUCUCCAUUCCUCGAACAGUUAUUUGUUAUUAGAGAUCGGCAGUCCAACCACGGAAAAGCAACCUUGGGACGAAACCUCAGGUGGCCUUUCCUGAAUAAGACAGAAUCCCUCAUUGCAGGUUAGCGCCACCGAGGCAGGCCAACUGCCCUUGUUGCUUUUUAUUCCUAGCCUUGAACCUGCUUCUCUUUCAAUCUAUCUUCUCAUCUUCACCUCACAGCAUUCAAGUGGUUGUCGCCCAAUGGAUAUUUUGACCAUUCCUCCACCGGCCACUAGGCGAGAACAACAUGCUGUCAAUCUUGACUUCAAAGUCCCACGAGCGCUCAUCGUACAAGAAGAAGACCUUGAACCCUACCAAAGCCCUUUGAAUGAAGCGAACUUGAUAACACAUACCCAUAUGUGCCCGUCGUCUCGUGAAACAAAGGCGCAAUUGAUAUUAUGUUUCGUCAACAUGCAACAAACUAUACUUAAGGCUGAGGCUGAAUUGAGAGAAACCGCUUUAACACAAGCUCAAGAGUUGAUACCCCUUGAGGCACCGGGAAACUCGGAAUUGAUUCGUGACACCAUUUGCGAUCCUAACAAGACCAAACUUUCUCUUGGCCACAGCAUUCGCAACAAUACUUCAGCCAGUUCUCUGGGUGUCAACAGGCGUCGUACCACUGUUUUGACCGAUGUCAUGGAAGCUCAUGAAGAAGGGAACGAAAUGUGGCAUGAACAAUCUAAAAGGCGAAGGUCCAGCCGGUUUAUCAACCUGUUUGAAAAACUAUCAGAACCUUUGAAAUUACUAACAAGCAAGUCAACUAAAACAUCUUUUAUGCUUUCUGGAUCAAAAGCGCUCGCUCAACGUCGACAAACACAACAACAUGGUGUGAAGGAAGAUUAUGACUCAGGUAUCAGUGUCACAUCGCCCAAAUCAAAAAGAAAUUCCAUUGGAGGAAUAAGUCUUCACAAAGGCAGGUCCGUCAACAAGCUGAUCGGUUCCUACUCGGAGGUCACUGAUGAUUUCGCAGCAUUUCGAUACCCCAAGAUGGUUCCAAUCAAUCCAAAUGAACGUGAACUGAGGCGACAUUCAACAACAGAUAUUGGCUAUUUGUCAACCGCUUGGGAAUAAUCCCAGAUCAGCCAGAACCUAUCUCAUCUGUGUAGCCCAUUUUUAUCUUUUUCUCCUGUUAUCUUUCUUUUCGCACGUAUCAGCAGCUAUUCUUUUCCCCUGUACAUUAGAUUACUUACGCUUAUUUUAUCGAAUUCAAAUAAUGAACAAUGUGACCAAUACC